UUGUUGACAAAUUUUAAGGAACGGCAAGUAGUACGUUGCUUUGGGGCGGUCAGUUUCCUGCUGUGAUAACGCAUGAUUCAUGUGUCAUUGCGUGUAUUUCUUUCAGACUGAUUAUUAUUAUAAAUUAUAUUCAAUAUGGGUUUGUUGCCUUUAGAAUAUACAGACUGUUUAACAGAUACACCUCAUUAUAGAGAAAAUCUGCGCGCCCAUGAAAAAGAGCUAGAAAGAACAAGUCAAGCCAUCAAAGGUUUAAUCAAAGAGGUCAAAGAUCUUUUGGCAGCUGCAAAAAUUUUAUCAAAGGCUCAGCGUAGUCUAGCCACAACUUUGAUGAAUUUUAAAUUUGAUUGCAUUGGUUCCAGUCAAACUGAUGAUGAAAUACUCAUUGCUGGGUCUUUGAAAGAAUUUGGCCGUCUUCUUUGUGUUAUUGAAGAUGAACGUGAUAGAAUGUUGGAUCGAGCUCAGGCAACACUUAUCGAGCCAAUUGAAAAUUUCAGGAAAGAAAAUAUAGGAUCUGCAAAGGAAGGCAGGAAAAAGUUUGAGAAGGAAACUGCUAGAUUUUGCCAGUCUCUUGAGCGACAUUUAAAUCUUUCAACAAAAAAAAAUGAGAAUCAGCUUCAAGAGGCUGAUGCAUCUCUUGAAAUGGAGCAGAGACACUUUUUCAAUGCAUCUUUAGAUUAUGCCUGUUUGCUGACUAAAAUUCAGGAAAAAAAAAAGUUUGAAUUCGUUGAAACUAUCCUCAGUUUCAUGUUUGGUCUCAUGACUUUCUAUCAUCAAGGUUAUGAAGUGGCUAAUGAAUUCAAAACAUUUAUGAAUGAUUUACAACGGCGACUUCAGAGAACGAGAGAAAAUUUUGAAGCUACUUAUAAUGAAGCUGAAGAACUUAAGAAAAAAACAUUAGAAAAAGCACAAGAUCCAGGUACAUUAAAUAAAAUGUAUACCAGACAGGGCUAUCUGUUCUUAAUGGAAAAGAAGGCUUUAGGAACAACCUGGACAAAGCAUUUUUGUCAGUACCAAAAAUAUCAGAAAAAAUUUUCCAUGAUGCCAUAUUCUCAGACUGUUGGGAAAAUUAUGAAUGGUGAAACUGUGACAGUGAAAGAAUGCAUUGGGAGGCAGUGUGACUCUAUUGACAAGCGAUUUUGUUUUGACUUAAUCGCAGAAGAUAAACCUGCACCAUAUACUUUUCAAGCUUUGUCAGAAGAAGAUAAAAAUUUAUGGUUAGAUGCUAUGGAUGGCAAAGAACCUGUGAGCAGUGCUGCAGGAAAGAAUUUAAAGCAGGAAGGAUUUUCUCUUGAUGAUGCUGGCUUUGCAUUUGUUCAGUGGUGCAUAAAUUAUAUUGAAUCAAAAGGGCUUGUCGAUCAAGGUCUUUAUAGACUUGUUGGUGUAAAUUCUAAAGUGGCAAAGUUAACACAGCUUGCAUUAGAAAAUAAAGGUUCUCUCUUAUCACUAGAUGAAGAAGAGUGUGAAUUAAAAACUGUCACAAGUGCAUUAAAGAAUUUUUUCAGGAAUCUACCUGAACCAUUGUUAACAUUUCGUCUGCAUGGUGCAUUUAUUGCAGCUGCUAAGCAAGAGAACAAAACUCUACGUGUAAAUAACAUUCAUUCCUUAGUCCAUUCAUUACCUAAGCCUAAUUUUCAAAUGCUCGAGUUGCUUAUUCGACAUCUCUGCAA
Messenger RNA from Stegodyphus dumicola, 1667 nucleotides. RefSeq names its product rho GTPase-activating protein 26-like. NCBI's taxonomy places the organism in Eukaryota, Metazoa, Arthropoda, Arachnida, Araneae, Eresidae. The record is from RefSeq and is a predicted model, not a curated record. Gene Ontology annotation, biological process: signal transduction. Gene Ontology annotation, molecular function: GTPase activator activity; protein binding. Gene Ontology annotation, cellular component: cytoplasm.